AUGGAUUCGGGACCAAUCAAGAUCGUGUUUGAGUUUAAAGUAGAUCGUGAACUGACCAGGGAGCUUCUUCGUGGAUUGAUUCAUGCAAUACUAUUUCACAGAGCAUUUGGAUUCGUCAAGCCAACCAGUCGGGAUAUGCUUGAUGUUACCAUGCCAGUAAUAGACGACGACAACCUAAGCCGCCAGGUCGACCGCAAAAUCGACCAGUUCAAACAAUUGCUAGACGAUUCACCCGGUCUUGGUACCGCGGGACGAAAACGAGGCCAAAUGAUGGUCAUAUUCUCGGAAUUACGGACCAACAAGGGAUGGUUUUCUUCCGCCGAGGAAGAAGUACCUUGGGAAGAAUGGACGAUUGUCAUCGAGGCCCAUUCGAAGCAGAGCGUUCCUCGAGCUACGACGAGUCAAGCUCUUGCUCAAGCUUUGCAUAGAAUUAUUGUUCAUACGAGCUCUGCUCAUGGUCGGGAGAUAGUCCCUGCCAUCCGCACUGUCACCAAUUCGCUAAGUCCUUUCCCAUAUUCCAUCAAGGGCAAGGUCGGAGGAACUGAAAUCUAG
This is a messenger RNA of Rhizoctonia solani, 552 nucleotides long. Its product is annotated as autophagy-related protein. Bases 1 to 552 code for a protein of 183 amino acids. The record is from RefSeq and is a predicted model, not a curated record. The transcript has 4 exons. Gene Ontology annotation, biological process: autophagosome assembly; autophagy. Gene Ontology annotation, cellular component: phagophore assembly site. Lineage: Eukaryota; Fungi; Basidiomycota; Agaricomycetes; Cantharellales; Ceratobasidiaceae.